Molecule: messenger RNA, 579 nt
Organism: Camelina sativa (false flax)
Lineage: Eukaryota; Viridiplantae; Streptophyta; Magnoliopsida; Brassicales; Brassicaceae
Source: RefSeq, a predicted model, not a curated record
UCUGGUUCAUGGUUGGGGAAUGGAUAUGAAACUUGGGUACUGUACUCAGGUGAUCGUAGCAACAAAGUAGGCAUUGUCGAUAGCGAAUAUAUCUUUCAUCAAGGCAUUCAAACACUAGGUGGAAGUGGUGAUCCUGAUAAGAAGAACUCAGCUCGCAGUGGUGUAACUCGGAAACGAGGUUCUCCGGCUUUUGAUUCAAGAACAGAAAUAAGGAGGCAAUCAACAUGGGAGCUUCGAUCUUUUAAAGAACGGUGGAACCAAGCUGUUGCAGAAGACAAGAAUUGGGUCGACCGGUCUUCAUCAACUCGGAAUCGAAUUGGCAAUAACCGGAGAUUAAAACGAAGUAGUGUGAUUCCAAGUUUAGUGCAGAGGAAAGCUAAAGAGACUACAACAUUAAAAAAAACUCUUACAGUUUUUACUCAGAUUAUAUAUAGAAAAUUUUUUGUUUUUUUUGGGGUUCUCAUUGUUAUAUAAAACUAUAUAAGUCAAUAGUUUGAUCAUUUUACUCUCUUUUGAUUAGUGUAGUUUUUGUGGUCUUCUUUUUUAGAUGUGGUUUGAUUAAUUCCAAUUAUUUUAGCA